Molecule: messenger RNA, 2875 nt
Organism: Gadus chalcogrammus (walleye pollock)
Lineage: Eukaryota; Metazoa; Chordata; Actinopteri; Gadiformes; Gadidae
Product: metal cation symporter ZIP14-like
Exons: 10
Coding region: 328-1902 (524 amino acids)
Biological process (GO): intracellular zinc ion homeostasis; zinc ion import across plasma membrane
Cellular component (GO): membrane
Molecular function (GO): zinc ion transmembrane transporter activity
Source: RefSeq, a predicted model, not a curated record
UUGCUGUGUAGUUUCAUUGAAUGGGUAUAGAGAUUUGGACUCUGAGGAGACAUGAAGCUCUCGCUGGCGUUCGCUUUAGUUAUUACCAACCCAUUACAUGUUGCUCCUAAAUUCAUAACGAACAUAUUAACAUAUUGAGAGGAAUUGACGUCAACCUUUUUUCCCCAACGUGCAGCAUUGGCCAGCAUCACCCGCCUCACUGCGUCCGUGCUAUCGCAGCGACCCGUGGCAUAUCCGGGGGGAAGACUAGCCUACCACCUAACAAGCACUAACUCAACGGCUUUAACAGGGACAGAGCUCAGAUUCCAGGCCAGUCUAGACGAAGCCAUGCCCCGUCAAACUCAUCAUGGCUGUCCAACCACCACCGCCGCCGCCAACGCCACCUCCUCCUUCAGGCUCCAUCGGCCGUGGCUGAUGUUGGUCCUCCUCAUGCUCCUGUGUCCCCUGGACAAUGUGCUGGCCCAAGGGGAAGGCAGCGCCCAGGCUCAGGCCCAGUCUCCCACCGAAGUCCUCCAGGACCUCCUGACCCGCUAUGGGGACAACUUCACCAUCACAGUGCCCCAGCUUCGGGCCCUCCUGUCCCACCUGAGUCGGGACCAGGGGGACGAGGCCAACAGCACCUCCGUCGCCGCGACCGAGAGACCACCGGUGUCCACGCCCAAAGCCAUCAGCUCCAAGUGCCUGGCGUCAGAUACCUUGGCCGUGUAUAACUUCAGCGAGCAAUCACGGCUGGAUGGACAGGGCUUGCAGAUGUUCUGCCCCACCAUGCUACAGCAAUUGGAUGCCGGUGCUUGUGGCAUGGAAAAGGAGGAGGGGCUUAGCAGUGAGCCCGCCCCCAGACCGACUGGCUUAGAAGUGUGGGGCUUCUCCUUCCUCAGUGUGACGCUGGUCAGUGUCUUCUCUCUCACCGGGGCCGUGCUGGUGCCGCUCAUGACCUCGCGCUACAUGCGCCGCGCCCUGGCCUAUUUCAUCGCUCUGUCCAUCGGCACGCUCUUCUCCACCGCCGUGUUCCAGCUCCUGCCCGAGGCGUUUGGCUUCGACCCCACUGUCAACAACUAUGUGUCCAAGUCCACGGUCGUUUUCGGGGGCUUCUACCUGUUCUUCUUUACGGAGAAAGUCCUCAAGGCCCUGCUGAAACGGAAAGAUGGGGAAGACGGCCAUGGCCACAGCCACAGCCACUUCCACGGCUCGGAGUGUUACUUGUCGGCCAACGGCGAUGCCGAGGGCGUGCGGGAGAAGCUCCAGGCCAACGGGGAAGCCCUGGGCGACAAGGCGGACGCCGGGGAGGGGGAGCUCAUGCUUAGCCCCGCACAGACACCACAGGCUGCCUCGGGCCCCGAGGCGGGGGCGGUCGCGGGCCCCAGCAGCAAACGGGGGGGAUGCUACUGGCUGAAGGGGACGGCCUACUCCGACAUCGGCACGCUGGCCUGGAUGAUCACGCUGAGCGACGGCCUGCACAACUUCAUCGACGGGCUGGCCAUCGGCGCCUCCUUCACGUCCUCCGUGUUCCAGGGAAUCAGCACCUCCGUGGCCAUCUUGUGUGAGGAGUUCCCCCACGAGCUCGGGGACUUUGUUAUCCUGCUGAACGCUGGCAUGAGCAUCCAGCAGGCGCUGUUCUUCAACUUCCUGUCUGCCUGCUGCUGCUACCUGGGUAUGGGCUUUGGUAUCCUGGCAGGAAACAGCUUUUCGCCUAAUUGGAUUUUUGCCCUGGCUGGCGGAAUGUUCCUCUACAUCGCUUUGGCGGACAUGUUCCCAGAGAUGAACGCGGUGAGUCGGGAGGAGGAGGAGGCCGGAGGCAGCAGCUUCAUCGUCAUCUUCGCCAUCCAGAACGCAGGGCUGCUCACCGGCUUCGCCAUCAUGCUUCUCCUCACCACCUACUCGGGCCAGAUGAGAAUGGACUAGCACUGGGAGCGCACCGGUGUGCAAAGACAGCUGGAACCUGUCUUAAAGAGCUGUAUGUGGGUGUGAACUGUACCAAACUAGACUGGAUAGCAUAACGGGCCUCACGUCUUUUCCUCUUGUUCCUCUUUCAAUCUAGUUUCAACUCAUCCCUCAUCAGUGAGGCUUUGGUGCGGCAGGAACGCAACCCAAGCCGGCCGUCGCAGUACUCGUUCAUAUGCAGUCUGAUAGCUGUAGAGUUGUGAAGGCCCCCGUGACCCUUUCUUUUGUUCCUUUAGUUUACUUCUGUCAGUUUUACCCCUACUGUAUGUGCACUAUUCCUGUGUGCCAGGCUGGAGAUAUCCAGGUAACUCCAUUCCUAGGGCUCCAAAGUACUUUUAGAAGCUUAUCAUGUGCGUGAGCACUGUAAGGCCCCUGUAUGCUGAACAUGAACUGAUGUGCAAUACUUAACCACCUGCUGAAACUGUCCUUCGUUCAUCAUGCUAUUGAUCAGCCGCUUUGGAGCUCUGCUCUUCUUCAACUCCUCGUUCUCUACUUGGGCUAACUUUGCCUGGAAGGAUACGCAUUUAUAUCUGUAAUCGUUUGUACUCGUAAACCUUCCCAAGCAGGGAUAACCGUUACUUGAUAGACAAAGAGUUUUUUUAAUUUUCUUUCUUUGUUUGCUUCUAUCCAGAACCAAAAUAGUACAAAGGUACUGGAGUGUCGACCUUGAAGUUGCUAUGGCUAGACCGUGUGUGUGUGUGUGUGUGUGUGUGUGUGUGUGUGUGUGUGUGUGUGUGUGUGUGUGUGUGUGUGUGUGUGUGUGUGUGUGUGUGUGUGUGUGUGUGUGUGUGUGUGUGUGUGUGUGUGUCUUUUGGUUUUGUGAAAAUAAAUAUGUAUACGGAAUCUGUCGAGAGACCAAAUAUGGGCAGGCCAUGAAGAAUGGCGAAGGGCUGCAUUGGAAUAUGUAACCCUCUUUGGAAAGACAGACUUCCAA